AUUGUGGCUUCAGUCAGCCCGUUCAACCUGGAUUCUGCGGUAUAAAAAGGCUUAGAGAGGAAAUCGCCAUCUACCUUGGCCUCCCCUUGCAGCAGAUGGAUGCAGCCAGUCUGACAGAAUGACCGGAAUCUCUCUCUUCCUGGGCCUCUUGGUCCUAGUGCCCAGUUGCUGGAGUGAUUCCAUCCCUGCUGCUCCCCUCCUCCUUCCCCGCAGCUGUAAUGACUCUCAAGUGCUGUCCGUGGCAGGCUUGGCUUUGCAAGGCAUCAAUGAUGACCGGAAGGAAGGUUAUGUGUUCAGCCUCAAUCGCGUGGCUGAUGUCCAAGAACAACAUCAGACAGGUUCAAGCUCCAUGUACUAUUUGACCCUGGAUGUAUUAGAGACAGACUGCCAUGUGCUCAGCCGGAAAAGAUGGAAGGAUUGUGCCACCAGGAUCCUGCAUGAAACAGUUUACGGCCAGUGCAAAGCCAUAUUUUACACUAACUUGCCAAAAAGAAUUCUACACCUGCCUGUCUAUAAUUGCACUGUUCGCCCAGUUUCUAGAAGGAAGAUAGUUAGAAUGUGCCCUGAUUGCCCCUCACCCAGCAGCACUGACAACUCAGAUCCUCAGGUUUCUCGAGCUGUUAGUGAAUCUCUGGAAAAAAUCAACAAGGAGGUUGCAGUGGGGAAGAAGUUUUAUCUCUUCCAAGUCACCCGAGCUUCUUCUCAGUGGGUGUUUGGCCCUGCCUACUUGGUGGAAUACUUAGUCACUGAGGCACCUUGCACCAAAUCCCUGCCUGACUCUGAAGAAUGUUUGCAGCCACCUGCUGACUCCAAGCCUGUAGGGAUCUGCAAAGGUUCUCUGAGUAGCAUUGGAGAAAUCAAGCACGUUUCUGGGAACUGUGAAUUCUUCCAAAGCCAGCCAACACCGGCCCCUGGGAGCCAACCCCCCGAACACCAGGAUCCACAGCAGCUGCCCCUCCCUGCCACUGCUGCGCCCCUAGAAGAGAGGCCUAAAGGAUCUGUCCAGUUUUUGUCUGAGUUGGUUGAUGAGAACGAAAAGAAACCCUUUGUGGACUUCCCUGUGCAUAUCGACUUGACUACUGAGCCCCAGGGAGAAGUCCUCCACCUCCCAUCCCGCUUCAUGUUGGAGAAAGAGGAGAUGCCAAUUGUCCUUCCUUUCCCCAAAAGGUCAAGAUCCAAUGAGUGUCCAGGACCAGCUGAGAAUUCUGAUCCCCUGAUUCUCCCACCAUGAAAGUCACACACAUGCAUGCACAUGUGCACACACACACACACACACACACACACACACACCACACACUUGGUGGACAUCUGGUGCCAUGGAUUGGGGUGGAGAGAUGGAGAAGAAAGAUAGAGAGUAUCUAGCAUUCCACAAUUCCAUCUUGGCUAUAAUAAAGUUUGUCCUUUUUUUGCCUCUCCUUAA
Messenger RNA from Trichosurus vulpecula (common brushtail), 1420 nucleotides. It is a transcript of the gene FETUB, whose product is annotated as fetuin B. Gene Ontology annotation, molecular function: cysteine-type endopeptidase inhibitor activity; metalloendopeptidase inhibitor activity. Gene Ontology annotation, biological process: negative regulation of endopeptidase activity; binding of sperm to zona pellucida. The coding region runs from base 119 to 1231 and encodes 370 amino acids. The record is from RefSeq and is a predicted model, not a curated record. NCBI's taxonomy places the organism in Eukaryota, Metazoa, Chordata, Mammalia, Diprotodontia, Phalangeridae. Gene Ontology annotation, cellular component: extracellular region. The transcript has 7 exons.